GAUUCGCAUACAACGCACAUGUUCAUUGGCAGUAGUGUUAUUCGUGUACAAAAUUUCAUUAUUUCUGUAACAAUGAUACUUUAAUUAAAUUUAUAACAAUAAUUCAACAAACGAGAACUUAUAUAUCAAUAAAAUUGAGUCAUCGCUUUUUUUCUAGCGGCUGUUAAUUGUAAAAGUAUAUUAAAUUGUAACUGCAUGUGCUGGUUCCACGUGAUUAUCUUUUCAGUUUCCUAACCUCACUUAUUUUUGUCUGAAAGUGAUAGAAAUAAUAAAUAUAUCACAAAAUAUUUUAUAAUUUAUUUAAUUAAUAUUAACUUGAAGCAAUGAUUUCUGCCGAUAAAGUGUUGGUUCGUAAAAUUAAAAAACGAGAAAAAAAUAAAAUCAAAUUUUUAAAACAGCGAGAAAAGGAAAAAAGUGAAACUGUUGACGAUGAAACUGUUGAAGAUGAAACAGAAGUCGAAAGAACAGAUGAAAAAAACAAUGUUAAAAAACUAAAAAGAAAAAAUCCUCCAUUAGAUGAGGUGCCGAAAGAAAGUAAGAAAAAAAUUAAAGUGAAACGUCAAAAUCAUGAAGAUGCAUCGACGUUAGAAUCUGAAUCUAAUGGUGUUACAAAUUUAAAUGAUAAACAUUCAUCAUCAGAACGGGAUGAAACUACAGACAACUUACCAGGCUCUUCCAUUGGUUUAUCGAUAACCAAUAAUACGGCUUUUUCAACUUUAGAAAGCAAAGUUUGCGAACAAACGUUGAAAGCCAUAAAAGAUAUGGGUUUCGAGAAUAUGACUGAAAUUCAAGCAAAAACUAUUCCUCUACUUUUGGAAGGCCGGGAUUUAGUUGGUGCUGCUAAAACUGGCUCUGGAAAGACUUUAGCCUUCCUUAUUCCUGCUGUUGAACUUAUUUAUAAAUUAAAAUUUAUGCCUAGAAAUGGAGCUGGAUGUAUUAUUAUUUCACCUACAAGAGAAUUAUCAAUGCAAACAUUUGGAGUUUUGAAAGAAUUAAUGAAAUAUCAUUAUCAUACUUAUGGAUUAUUAAUGGGUGGUGCAUGUCGACAAACAGAAGCUCAAAAACUCUCUAAAGGAGUAAAUAUUAUUGUUGCAACUCCGGGUAGAUUACUUGACCAUCUCCAAAAUACUCCAGAUUUUCUUUAUAAAAAUCUUCAAUGCCUUAUAAUUGAUGAAGCUGAUCGAAUUCUUGAUAUAGGAUUUGAAGAAGAAUUAAAACAAAUAGUCAACAUAUUACCAAAAAGAAGACAGACAAUGUUAUUCAGUGCAACACAGACGAAAAAAACUGAAUCUUUGACAGCUCUAGCUUUGAAAAAAGAGCCUGCAUAUGUUGGAGUUGAUGAUGAGAAAGAAAAGGCUACAGUAGAAGGAUUAGAACAGGGAUAUGUCGUGUGUCCUAGUGAAAAACGAUUUCUCUUAUUAUUCACAUUCCUCAAAAAAAAUCGAAAUAAAAAAGUAAUGGUUUUCUUCAGUUCUUGUAUGUCUGUUAAGUAUCAUCAUGAGUUAUUAAAUUACAUUGACUUGCCUGUGAUGAGCAUUCACGGAAAGCAAAAACAAACUAAACGAACAACAACUUUCUUCCAAUUUUGUAAUGCUACGUCAGGUAUCCUUUUAUGUACUGAUGUUGCUGCUAGAGGUUUAGAUAUUCCUGAUGUUGAUUGGAUCGUACAGUAUGAUCCUCCAGAUGAUCCUAAAGAAUAUAUUCAUCGAGUGGGAAGAACUGCACGUGGAGAAGGAAGUAGUGGCCAUGCUCUCCUCAUUUUACGACCUGAAGAGCUUGGAUUUCUUCGGUAUUUAAAGCAAGCUCGAGUUCCUGUCAAUGAGUUCGACUUUUCUUGGAGUAAAAUAGCAGAUAUACAACUUCAAUUGGAAAAAUUGAUAUCAAAGAAUUACUUUCUCAAUAUGUCUGCGAAGGAAGCUUUCAAGGGAUAUGUAAGAGCCUAUGACUCUCAUCAUCUGAAGCAAAUAUUUGACAUAGAAACUUUGGAUCUUGUCCAAGUUGGCAAAUCAUUCGGAUUCACAGUGCCGCCUGCAGUUGAUUUGAAAGUGGGAGUAAGUAGAGAGUCACGACCGCGAAAGAGACUUGGAGGAGGAGGCUAUGGCUACUUCAAGAGUAUGAACAAUCCAAGUGCUGGAAAACAGAUACAGAAAAGUAAAACUUUUCGACAUAUAUCAAAAAAGAAUAACCCCAAACAACAUUCAAGAUGAUAGGACUGAAAUUUAACAACUGUUCUUAUAAUAAAAAUUUUACACUUGUUUAGUUCAAUCUAAACAUAAAAUAUAAUAAAUUAAAAAAAAAAAGAAAAUCCAUUGACAACCAUGUAAGUAAUUAACUACUUAUAAUGAUGUCCAUGAAAAUACUUUGAAUUUCUUUAUUUGAAAUAAUGUGUAUAAUAUUAAUAAAGCAGUGUUACAUUUUUAAAAAAAAUAAAGGUUGAACAGCUACCGAGAAC
Chelonus insularis is the source of this 2452-nucleotide messenger RNA. It is a transcript of the gene pit, whose product is annotated as pitchoune. The transcript has 8 exons. Gene Ontology annotation, biological process: maturation of LSU-rRNA from tricistronic rRNA transcript (SSU-rRNA, 5.8S rRNA, LSU-rRNA). The coding region runs from base 324 to 2207 and encodes 627 amino acids. Lineage: Eukaryota; Metazoa; Arthropoda; Insecta; Hymenoptera; Braconidae. Gene Ontology annotation, cellular component: nucleolus. The record is from RefSeq and is a predicted model, not a curated record. Gene Ontology annotation, molecular function: RNA helicase activity; nucleic acid binding; ATP binding.